ACUACUAGCUGACUUUGUAUUUGAUUUCAUGAAAUAGUGUGUAAUCAUUACGAUACUCUCGGUGAUAUAUGUCACGCCAAGUGGUUUAAAAUGCCCAAAGGUGUAGUGUAGUGAGUAGUGUAGUGUAGUGUGCGAUGUCUCGACUUGUCAAAAAAUCUCCCUCUGUGUGUACGGAUCUGCCACUGGACAACGCCGAUAUUCACAACAAGCUCAGUUUGCUGAGACAACUCCUCGCUUCUUGCUUUGGUCCGACGGGAAGACUAAAACAAGUGCAUAACAACAUCGGAGGACACGUUGUUACCACCUCCACCUCUUCUGUUCUACUUCCAGCCAUUUCCUCCUCGCAGCCUUUGGUGAAUCUGAUCAAAACAUCGAUUCACAACCACGUCUCUCGUUUCAGUGACUGCGGUUUGUUCGCUGCCGCUCUUUGUUUAGGUCUCAUUGAGCAUGCACAGCAAUCUGGCCUCGCAGCAAAUGUGACCAUCAGAAUAAACAAGCACUUGUUGGGCCUGUGCGUCAGUUACCUGCAGGGAGAAGACUGUGGAUGCAAAGUGAAGCUCGACUUCUGCAGCAGCCAGAGCCUGAUCACAUUAGCUCGCAGUGUUAUCUCCAGUAAACCCGCAUGUGUGCUGACAGAGCAGGAGAUGCUGCACAUCAGCAGGUUGGCUGUGCAAGCAUUUUUGCUGACUCUUCCCUGUAACAACCCAGGUAUUGUCAUGCUGGGCAAGACAGUGAGUGCCUACGUUGAGGGCCAUCCUGUGCUUAACUCUGCAGUGUUUCCAGGUUUACUGCUGGAUGUUACUGGUGACUUUUGCCUCAACAAGGAAGACAACCUGAAUCCAAGUCCACUGUCUGUGGUGGUGUUCAGUGCAUCCCUUGCUGGAGACCUUUGUGAACUAGGAGAAGGGUUAAUCGAGGUUCCCGCAGGUGUAGACUCAGAUUUACAGAUCCUAGAACAACUCCUGGAGCUCGGCAAACAGGUGGUUACAGAUGAGGUAAAGCUCUUUGCAUGCCAGAAGGUUAUCCACCCAGUCCUCCAGCAAUACCUGAGGAGUGAAGGCGUUAUUGUCAUAGAGAGACUAGGAGCUUAUCUCAUGGAACCACUUAUUCAGCUGACAGGUGCUCAACCUGUGGCCACAUUACAUACCACACUCCCAGCCAAGGCCUAUGGGGAGGUGAGGGAAAUCAGUGUAAGGCAGUUUGGCUCUAAGACAUUGCUGCAUUUACGACCCUCAGGGGAGUCAGCAAUCUGCACCAUGGUCCUCUGCCACAGGAACGAGACAAUGUUAAGUGAGCUGAAGGUGGUGUGUCAGAAGACAGAGCAUGUGUUGAGACUCACCAUUAGAGAUCCAGCUGCUUUACUUGGAGGUGGAUGUACUGAGACACACUUAGCUGCUUACAUCAGACACAAGAGCAGUGAAGUAUCAGAGCCUGCAGCGGUACUGGGGUGUUCGCACUCUGAGUACCAUCUUUGCAUGGAGGGAUUCUGUCGCUCCCUGGAGUCUGUGGCCAAAGCACUGGAGCACAGUGGAGGGAAUUCUUUAAUUGAUCUGACUCACGCUCACCACUGGACCAUCCCUGCAGAUAUGACGAAAGGAGGUAUUGAGGAUAGCUUGGGCUUCUGUGGCUGUGGACUUGUGGGAAGUAGCCCAAGUAGGAAGUGGACAUACAUAAACACUAAAUACACAGCAUUCUCACCAGCAUCCCUGUCUGUGGAUCCUGCUGUGCGACCACGUGUGCUGGACUCCUUCACAGCUAAACUCAACGCACUGCAAGUAGCAGUAGAAACUGCUAAUCUUGCAUUAGAUGUGAGAUAUAUAAUUCAAGAUGUGAAUUAGUAGAUUUUUUUUCUCAUGUGUAUGCUGUUUUUUUCUUUACAAAGGUACAAUACAAUAUUUACUGUAAAUAUACUACCUAUACCAGAUUUAUGUGGCCUUAUUUUUCAAUACAAUUGUUAAAAAGUAUUGAUUAUAUUAAUUAUUCAUUAAUAAAUAAGCAAAGUAAAAAUCUCUAAGACGGACAGCAACAGCGUCAUAUAUACAGUAAUGUAUGACAAUGUUAACAACAAUGAAUAACAUGAUAAUAUAAAUAUAAAUAAUAUAAAGAACAUGGUAUGGGGCAGUAAUGUUAAGUUAUGCAUUUGUCAAUCAAUAAAAGCAACUGCGGCUAGCAGUGACGACCGUUUGGAUUAUUCCAGGAACAGGGACUUGAGUAGAAACAGCUCUAAGUGUCAUAUUCUACACAAACAGUCACUCAGUUUUCUCUCAUCAGAUGCUUAAGAAUUUAAAACACAUAUAAUUGAUGUUUUAAAAAGUUUCUAUCUAUCAGCAUUCACUGUGGAAAUGUUCUACCUUUUUCAGAAUUGUAUUUACGGCAUCCAAAAUAUUCCCAGUUUAAACCUAUAACUGGUUAGAUAGUCACUACAUCACAGCUAUGUCCACCAAGUUAUGUUGUCAGUACUGUUUGCAAGUUCCUUUUGUGUUUGAAAGGAUUAGAAAAAAAUUAAUUUGUUCUCUGGUGGCAAGACUGCAAGCAAAAAUCAUCCAAAACAGAUUAUGAUGUAAUCUCUGUUCUAUUUUAAAGUAUAACAGUAGGAGGGGAAAUCAUUGUGCAGUUUGCCCAGAGGAACAAUGGAAUUAAAGCCUUUCAUGAUUUGGGAUAGUCGUUGAAUUUCUCCUGGUAAAACCUGCGAAGAAGGGAAGAUCAUAGUAAUUAUAAAGAUGAUAAUCCCUGGGGCAAGUGUCAUUGUACUUGUGUUUUAGUCUUUUAGGCACCUAUGAUGGUAAACUGCUCUUGAUCCAAUAUAACCCAGACUGGACACAGUGAAGGAGAAGGCUGGAAUUGACAAGGUGACCAAAGCAAAGCCAAACCACUCCACAAGCUCUCUGAAGUAGUUAGCUGUGUAAUGUGUAAUCUCUGUUUUUGCUUGUACUUUGCAUUAAUAUUUUCUUUUCAUUACACAUGAAACAGACUCCAGCAUAGGCAUAGGCCUCUGCAUUUACCUUUGAAAAUAGUGCAUGCAAAAGGUUGCAUGCAGCAGAUACUUCUCCAUACUGGAGGAUCUAUGUGAGGUAACCUUUAAGAGGAGGGGGUUCAGGAAAGCUGGUGUCUCCUGCAGGAAAUAGGCAACUCUAACUGAGGAGGGGAGUACAAUGUGGCGUCCAUCGCAGCUUUGGGUCUUCCUGUGAUGGAACAUGUUGCAGAGUCCUACAAGAAUGAUCUCAUAGCUGAGGCAGUUGACCAAAUGCCAAUAGCAGUGCAUCUCACAGUACUGUGCUGUACUGAGACAUUGAACGUUUCAGUCAUAUUUUAUGCUUUAAAACUAGACUUUGGUGUCUAUGAAAAUGGAUCUAAAAAAGCCUGUUUGACUCCUCCAAAAUCAAUGAGAGGUGUGUCAGUCUGCUGAAAUAUAAUACUGCUCACCUUUUCACGGCAUGGGUACAAACAUUGCUAGAGGUGAGGUUAUGAUUAUCCGUUUGUACUUAAGAAUGCAAGCACAGUUGUUAAAAUGCAGAAUGUCCCACUGCCAUGAUUAGGAGUGAACACAAUGAAUGGAUUGAAUGGAAGGAUCUGUCAACACCAUACAUUGCAUACUAACAAAUCACACCUGCCAUGCAGUACAUCUUGUUUACAGAGACAGCAAUGUUUGCAUCUCAAACCAUGUGAAUUUUGUACAGUGAACAAUGACCUAGUGAUGAGAAAUCACAUUUGUGCAAGGGAUCACAACUAAACUCACUGCAAUAAA
This is a messenger RNA of Solea solea (common sole), 3745 nucleotides long. It is a transcript of the gene mkks, whose product is annotated as MKKS centrosomal shuttling protein. NCBI's taxonomy places the organism in Eukaryota, Metazoa, Chordata, Actinopteri, Pleuronectiformes, Soleidae. The record is from RefSeq and is a predicted model, not a curated record. Gene Ontology annotation, molecular function: ATP binding. Gene Ontology annotation, biological process: cilium assembly; intracellular transport; chaperone-mediated protein complex assembly. Bases 135 to 1838 code for a protein of 567 amino acids. Gene Ontology annotation, cellular component: nucleus; cytoplasm; kinociliary basal body. The transcript is spliced from 4 exons.